AUGGGUGUAGUUCUGUGCCGUAGGAUCUCCCCUGACACCGGCGGAUUUCAAGCGAUCAGUGAGAGCACAGAGAAAGUGCGACCAUGGUCACAAUCAUGGAGUAUCUAUGUACAGCAGGUUCCUGAAGUUACUACUACAGUGGGAAGCUCGGUCACAUUACUGUGUAACUACACCCUCAGUGAUGCAGAUAUGACAGGCAUAGGCUGGUUCACUUGGUACAGACAAGAGUUAAACGGGGCAGAGGUAUCUGACAACAACCCUAACUUCAAGGGAAGAGUCUCCAGAGCAAGUCAGAACGAUUUUGUCGGUAAAAGAUCUGCAGAUCUACAGCUCCACCGCGUGGAUAGCACAUUUACUGGGAUGUAUAUCUGUCAGGUUGUGGUACAGCACACUGAGAUCAUAUCAGGACAUGGUAGUGGUACAUUCCUGAAUGUGACAGGUCACCCACAGGGGGUACACAGUAGAAUUCAGAACCUGAUCAGAAUUGGGCUUGGCGUGUUGGUUCUAUCAGCCAUUGCGCCAGUUGUCCUGUGCUGUGAAAGCAAAGGUAGAAGAAGCUCGGAAAGUAUAUAUGAGGAAGUUGAAAUGAAGAAGUGA
Bombina bombina (fire-bellied toad) is the source of this 597-nucleotide messenger RNA. RefSeq names its product natural cytotoxicity triggering receptor 3. The transcript has 4 exons. Lineage: Eukaryota; Metazoa; Chordata; Amphibia; Anura; Bombinatoridae. The record is from RefSeq and is a predicted model, not a curated record. The coding region runs from base 1 to 597 and encodes 198 amino acids. Gene Ontology annotation, biological process: immune response-activating cell surface receptor signaling pathway; positive regulation of natural killer cell mediated cytotoxicity.